AGCAGUAACGUUUAAGUUUCUGUUUUGCCAAACCGAGACCAGGAGUGUGGAUCCGGACGUGUGGUCUCCUGCUGCACACACAGCGGGUGGUGCUCCAGAAGAUCCGCGUGGAUGGGUGACGAGGAGGCGACACGCAGCUGCGGCACGUGCCACAAAGACGUCGCGGAGGCCAACUUCGCUCUGCAUGAGACGCACUGCAGACGCUUCCUGUGUCUCUGUCCCGACUGCGAUGAACCAGUUCCCAAAGAGCAACUGGACCAACACAGGGAGGAGCAGCACACAGAGGUGAGAUGCUCCAAGUGUCACCUGAAGAUGGAGCGCCGUCACCUCGUGGAUCACGAGUCCGACCGGUGUGAGGAGCGGCUGCAGAGCUGUCACUACUGCCAGCUGGAGCUGCCGCACAGAGACCUGGACCAGCACCACGUGGUCUGCGGGAGCCGCACCGAACUCUGCAGGGACUGCAACCGCUACGUCACCCUGAGGGACCGGCCCGGCCACGGCGACACCUGCUCGGCCACCGGCUGCUCGGCCACCGGCGGCUCGGCUCCUCCUCCUCCUCCUCCUCCUCCUCCUCCUCAAACCGCCGGCAAGCUGCCGCCGAACAACACCAAAUCAACGGCGACCUGUGGGUGCUGCAUGGCGUCGUUUCCAGCGGCGGAUGUAGAGCAACACGAGCUGGAGUGUCUCCUGGCGAGCAAGUUGAUCUACGAAGAGGAGGAAGAGGAUGAAGACGAGGAUGAGGAUGAGUUCCCCGAGCAGAGGGCCACCACUUGGCUAUCGAGGGGCUUCCAGGGAGGCUCCCUGUGGGACCGGCCCCGCGGAGGAACCGGGGCCGGUGCAGGCGACCCGGACCGGAUCAGCACCUGUCCCCACUGUCACCUGGCGCUGCCCGUCGUCACGCUGCGCUGGCACGAGGUGAAGUGCCGAAUCGUCAUUAACUUGAGAUGAAGAGAGUGAGAGUGAUAGAGAGAGAGAGAGUGAGAGUGAGUGAUUUAAAUGAGUCAGAAAAAACAUGUUGAGCAAUUUUCAAUAGUUGAUGUAAAAAAAAAUUGAUCAGUUGCUGCUGAAGUUUCCAUUAAAAUAAAAAUAUUGUCAUGUUAAAAAUCUG
Molecule: messenger RNA, 1108 nt
Organism: Cyclopterus lumpus (lumpfish)
Lineage: Eukaryota; Metazoa; Chordata; Actinopteri; Perciformes; Cyclopteridae
Gene: xaf1
Product: XIAP associated factor 1
Exons: 7
Coding region: 112-948 (278 amino acids)
Molecular function (GO): zinc ion binding
Source: RefSeq, a predicted model, not a curated record